Rangifer tarandus platyrhynchus (Svalbard reindeer) is the source of this 2031-nucleotide messenger RNA. The record is from the annotation of a GenBank genome assembly. NCBI's taxonomy places the organism in Eukaryota, Metazoa, Chordata, Mammalia, Artiodactyla, Cervidae.
AUGAUGCAAGAAUCUGGGACUGAGACAAAAAGUAAUGGUUCAGCCAUCCAGAAUGGGUCUAGCGGCGGCAACCACUUACUAGAGUGCGGCAGUCUUCGGGAAGGGCGGUCCAACGGGGAGACGCCGGCCGUGGACGUGGGGACGGCCGAUCUGGCCCACGUGCAGCAGCAGCAGCAGGCACUUCAAGUGGCAAGACAGCUUCUUCUCCAUCAGCAACAGCAGCAGCAAGUUAGUGGGUUAAAGUCUCCCAAGAGGAAUGACAAGCAGCCAGCCCUUCAGGUUCCCGUGUCAGUGGCUAUGAUGACACCUCAAGUUAUCACUCCCCAGCAAAUGCAGCAGAUUCUCCAGCAGCAAGUGCUGAGCCCUCAGCAGCUCCAGGUUCUCCUCCAGCAGCAACAGGCCCUCAUGCUUCAACAGCAGCAGCUUCAAGAGUUUUAUAAAAAACAACAGGAACAGUUGCAGCUUCAACUUUUACAACAACAACAUGCUGGAAAACAGCCUAAAGAGCAGCAGCAGGUGGCUACCCAGCAGCUGGCCUUCCAGCAGCAGCUUCUGCAGAUGCAGCAGUUACAGCAGCAGCACCUCCUGUCUUUGCAGCGCCAAGGCCUUCUAACCAUCCAGCCAGGGCAGCCUGCCCUUCCUCUCCAACCUCUCACUCAAGGCAUGAUUCCAACAGAACUGCAGCAGCUCUGGAAGGAAGUGACAAGUGCUCAUACGACAGAAGAAACCACGGGCAACAAUCACAGCAGUUUGGAUCUGACCACGACGUGUGUCUCUUCCUCUGCACCUUCCAAGACCUCCUUAAUAAUGAACCCACAUGCCUCUACCAAUGGACAGCUGUCAGUCCACACUCCCAAAAGGGAAAGUUUGUCCCAUGAGGAGCAUCCCCAUAGCCAUCCUCUCUAUGGACACGGUGUAUGCAAGUGGCCUGGCUGUGAAGCAGUGUGUGAAGAUUUCCAGUCAUUUCUAAAACAUCUCAACAGUGAGCAUGCGCUGGACGAUAGAAGUACAGCCCAAUGUAGAGUACAAAUGCAGGUUGUACAGCAGUUAGAGCUACAGCUUGCGAAAGACAAAGAGCGCCUGCAAGCCAUGAUGACCCACCUGCACGUGAAGUCUACAGAACCCAAAACUGCCCCUCAGCCCCUGAAUCUGGUAUCCAGUGUCACCCUCUCCAAGUCUGCGUCAGAGGCUUCUCCACAGAGCUUACCUCAUACUCCUACGACGCCCACUGCCCCCAUCACUCCCGUCACCCAAGGCCCCUCCGUCAUCACCACCACCAGCAUGCACACGGUGGGACCCAUCCGCAGGCGGUACUCAGACAAAUACAACGUGCCCAUCUCUUCAGCAGAUAUUGCGCAGAACCAAGAAUUUUAUAAGAACGCAGAAGUUAGACCACCAUUUACAUAUGCAUCUUUAAUUAGGCAGGCCAUUCUCGAAUCUCCAGAAAAGCAGCUAACACUAAAUGAAAUCUAUAACUGGUUCACACGAAUGUUUGCUUACUUCCGACGUAAUGCUGCCACGUGGAAGAAUGCAGUGCGUCAUAAUCUUAGUCUUCACAAGUGUUUUGUGCGAGUAGAAAACGUUAAAGGGGCAGUAUGGACAGUGGAUGAAGUAGAAUUCCAAAAACGAAGGCCACAAAAGAUCAGUGGUAACCCUUCCCUUAUUAAAAACAUGCAGACCAGCCACGCCUACUGUACACCUCUCAAUGCAGCUUUACAGGCUUCGAUGGCUGAGAACAGUAUACCUCUAUACACUACCGCUUCCAUGGGAAACCCCACUCUGGGCAACCUGGCCAGCGCGAUCCGGGAAGAGCUGAAUGGGGCGAUGGAGCACGCCAACAGCAACGAGAGCGACAGCAGUCCGGGCCGAUCCCCUCUGCAAGCUGUGCAUCCUGUACACGUCAAAGAAGAGCCCCUGGACCCCGAGGAAGCUGAAGGGCCGCUCUCCCUAGUGACAACAGCCAACCACAGUCCAGAUUUUGACCACGACAGAGAUUACGAAGAUGAGCCUGUAAAUGAGGACAUGGAGUGA